Messenger RNA from Grosmannia clavigera kw1407, 2862 nucleotides. RefSeq lists its product as uncharacterized. Lineage: Eukaryota; Fungi; Ascomycota; Sordariomycetes; Ophiostomatales; Ophiostomataceae. Gene Ontology annotation, biological process: eisosome assembly. The transcript is spliced from 3 exons. The record is from RefSeq and is a predicted model, not a curated record. The coding region runs from base 1 to 2862 and encodes 953 amino acids.
AUGCAGAACCAGCAGCAGAGCCACCGUCGUCAGCCAGAACUUUCUGGCCGGCUUGUUUAUGCUGAUGCGCGCAGCCUGCCGUCAUAUCCGUCUGCAGGCCUGAAAGACGACAGCACAGCUGCCAGCAUCGCGGCCGCCAUCGGCUGGAAGAGCCAGCUGCAGUCGCCCAGCGACGGUACGGCCUCGCCGCCGCCGAGCCGUCCAUCGAGCACGCCGGCGAACGCAGACUCGCUCAAGGCAGCCACCACAGCAGCCUCAGCAGCCGCAGCUGCUCUGUACCAGCGGCCGCCGUCAGCCAGCCCGGACCCACCACCAGUGCCGGUGCCCGUGAUUGUAGAGCUGCCGGGAUCGUCAGACGUCGGCAGCACGGCCGGAUCAUCGAUGGCUGCAGCCACGGCAGCCAUUGGGUCUGCCACCAGUCGCCACCGGCGCACGGCCAGCGGCGACUCGGCCAUCUCGCCAUCGAGCAGCGCCCCGUCGUUGCACGCGGCCAAAGGAGCGAUGAAAGCGGCACCACAGCAGCAGCCGCAGCAGCGGGCGCGACACCGCAAGAGCUACUCGUCGCACUAUCCGGACGGCACAACCACGAUGACGCCGGAAGCGGCCAACGCGCUCUCGGCUGCCACGGCUGCGAGUGACCGAUUCAGCUUCGUGGGUGAGGCCGGAGCUGUGCCGUACACCAAGAUGGACAGGCAGAUGUUCACAGCGACACCGCCGGUGGCGCUGGAAACCGAGGACAAGAAGCACAACGACAUGCUGCAGGCGUCGGCGGUGGAGAUGGCCCGACGCAUGUACAACCCGACGGCCGAGAAGGGCGACAAGGGCACGACAGCGGCAGCGGCACCGUUCACGUCGAGGCUGCAGGAAGAGGCGUACAGGCUGGCGCAGGUGCGAUUGGAGAAGCUCAAUCAAGAGCACCAGAAGAACCGGGACUACCGGGACCACUACGUGGACCCGAAGCCAACGUCGUCAGCCGACGGGGCUGACUCGGACGGGCGAUCGUCAACGACGAUGUCGAGCCGAUUUGCGGUGCGCAGCCGCCUGCAACGACGGCGUCGGGCGUCGAGUGACAGCGAGGUGGUGCCGGAGCAAGUGUCAGAGCGAGUGUCGGAGCAGCGGCAGCCAUCAACGGACCUACGCGGCGCGGCCGAGGUGGACUAUGACAAGCGGCGACGGGACCGGCAGUCGGUAAUGGCAGCAGCCCAGCGCAACGUGCGAGCACAGCUGCACGAUAUUGACGAGCAGGUGUACGCGAACACGGGCAGAGUGCGGCCGUCGUUGCGGACGACGUGGGAGCACAAGGCGGCCAGGACGGCACAGGCGCGCAGCGAUGCUCGACUGGACGCACAACCGCUGGCCAGCGAGGUCGAUUUGGGCGGUGGGCGGUUCAUGGCGCGCUCCGAGGUCGAGCGGAUCGCGGCCGCGCGCGUGCAGCCGCUGCUGGAUGAGAUCAACGACAAGGCCGAGCAGGAGCGCGAGCGCCAGGCCGUGCUGAAGCAGGACGAGCAGGACCGCAAGGACGAGGCCCAAGAACUCAAGGCACGCGACAAGGAGAUGAAGGGAAUGUACGUGCGGCUGAAGCGGGAGGACAAGGCGGCAAAGAGGGACAAAGGCAGUGAGCGAGCACGGGACGGCAGUGGUAUCGAUGAUGACGAUGACGACAACAUCAACAACGACGACAACGAGGCCGAGCUCAUGACGGCUGCCGCGAGCGAUGGCGGGCACUUGUCGCCGUCCGUGUCGUCACAGGUAUCGCCGACGUCACCGACGUCGCCCACAUCGCCAGGACGGCUGUCGAAGCUGUUUGCGCGAACAUCGAGACUGCAGAGCCGCAAGGCUGUGGCGGCCGAGGAAGUCCCAGUUACGACGUCUACAACGUCAGCUGCUGUGGUCCCGGCGGCUUCUGUGGUCCCAACUACCCCGACAGCUCCGGCAGCCCUGGUUGAGUCUGCAGACCUGAGCCCGGCAGCGGUUCCUCGCCUCGAGACAGAAGUCCCAGACGAGACCGGAGAAGGCCAGGCCCCGGAAGAGGUGUCGCCGCAAUCGCCACAGUCGCCGCAGUCGGAUGCAUCGUCGUCGGGCAAUCCCAAGGCGCGCGUCAAGAACUGGAUCAAGACACGCUUCGCACGGCCGCGAGCCAAGUCGACCGUUUCGGCCACCUCAGCCACCGAAGGCUCUCCCUCCACCGAGCGUGCCUUCAUCGGUGGCCACACCCUGACCCAAUCCGGGGCAGCAUCCACGACCGCAGUCCAUCCUACUGGCUCUCCCGUCACGCCUGCUGUCGCUGCUGCCCCGGUGCAUACGCCUCCGUUGCAGGCUACCAUCCUGCCGGCCAUUCCGGUAGAUGGCAGCAGCCUGGCGACUGGUUUUGGGGUCGGGACCGUCGAAGCCAUCGGAGCCGUCGGGACCGUCGGGACUGCUGCAGCAGUCGGUCUGCCGAGACAGGUCGAGAAUGGCGAGAAUGAAGCAGACGUGUCCGAAAUGUCCCCACACGAGAGGCAGCAGACCAGCGACGGGACCGAGAAGACGACAGUUGGCCAGAACACCCUGGCUGCCGAGACGCAACCGGCUGGUGGCAAUAGGUCCAGCUGGGACAGUCACGGAGGCUCCAGCAGCAUCUACAGCGCUGCUGCUGCUGCUACUGCUGCUACUGCCGCGACAGACAAGACGGACGGCGGCGAGCCACUGCAUCCGCCCGUGCUGACAGCCGAGCAGGGCGAAGACAAUGGCGCCGUGGAGAGCGUGGAGCGCAGUGUGUCGCCCCUGUCGGUGCCUCGAAGCAUCCGAAAUUUGGCGGCAAACAAGAGCGUCAGUCCGGUGCGCGACUCGCGCUUCUUGGAGGACUUGCACGAAACUGCUUAG